ACCUUACAUUACCGAAUAAUAACACUGUGAUUAUGUGUUGUCAAGCAUUGUUUUAAAUAUUUUUCACAAUUCUAUUUAUUCUUGUGGCUUUUAAUAGUGCUUAUUGUAAUUGACACAAUUAAAAAUGAUUGAACGAAAAGAUAACGAGGGAAAUUUGUAUAGUUUUAAUGAUGAAGAUUUACCUUAUGAAGAGGAAAUUUUACGGAAUCCUUAUUCCGUAAAACAUUGGCAACGUUAUAUUGACCAUUUAAAAAAUACUAAAAGUAAUAACUUAAAUAUGGUUUAUGAACGUGCUUUAACAGAACUUCCUGGAAGCUACAAAUUGUGGUACAACUAUCUUCGACACCGAUUAAGACAGUUAAAGAAAAGAUGUAUAACGGAUCCCCUUUACGAAGAUGUGAAUAAUGCAUUUGAAAGAGCUUUGGUAUUUAUGCAUAAAAUGCCACGUAUUUGGAUGGAUUAUUGUAUACUAAUGACGAAACAAUGCUACAUUACACGUACUCGUCAAGUAUUUGACCGUUCUCUUAGAGCGCUUCCUAUUACACAGCAUCAUCGUAUUUGGCCACUUUAUAUAGACUUUUUAAAAAAACAUAAUGUUUACGAAACAUCUGUCAGGGUAUUUAGACGAUAUUUGAAGUUGGCACCAGAAGACACUGAAGAAUAUAUAGAAUACUUAAUAUCCAUUGGAAGACUUGACGAAGCGGCUAUUAAACUUGCACAGAUAGUCAAUCAAGAUGAUUUUGUAUCAAAACAUGGAAAAUCUAAUCAUCAGUUGUGGAACGAAUUGUGUAAUUUGAUAUCUAAAAAUCCUUCUAAAAUAAAAUCUCUUAAUGUCGACGCUAUCAUUAGAGGUGGUUUAAGGAGAUACACUGAUCAAUUAGGACCACUGUGGAACUCAUUGGCUGAUUAUUAUGUUCGCAGUGGUCUCUUUGAAAGAGCAAGAGAUAUUUAUGAAGAAGCGAUACAAACGGUAACGACUGUCAGAGACUUUACGCAAGUUUUUGAUGCAUAUGCACAAUUUGAAGAAUUAAGUCUCAGUAAAUGUAUCGAAAAUGAAACGAUGAUUGCAACCGAAGAUGGUAAUAUUGAACUAGAGUUGCGUUUAGCAAGAUUUGAACAUCUCAUGGAAAGGAGAUUGUUAUUACUGAAUUCAGUAUUAUUAAGACAAAAUCCUCAUAAUGUACAAGAGUGGCAUAAGAGAGUUAAACUUUACGAAGGACAACCGCACGAGAUAAUUAAUACAUACACUGAAGCAGUACAAACCGUACAACCACAAUUAGCAGUCGGCAAGUUACAUACUUUGUGGGUUGCAUUUGGCAAGUUUUAUGAAGAAAAUAAUCAAAUAGCAGAUGCUAGAGUAAUUUUUGAAAGAGCUACUCAUGUUCCUUAUACUAAGGUGGAUGAUUUAGCAUCAGUGUGGUGUGAAUGGGCAGAAAUGGAGAUUAGACAUGGAAAUUCUAAAGAGGCGUUGAAGCUUAUGCAUCGUGCUACCGCCAUGCCAUUCCGUAAAGUUUCCUAUCAUGAUGAGAAUGAAACUGUACAAAUGAGAUUGUACAAAUCUUUAAAAGUAUGGUCCAUGUAUGCUGAUUUAGAAGAAAGUUUUGGUACAUUCAAGACGUGCAAGGCUGUAUAUGAUAAAAUAAUAGAUCUAAAAAUAGCCACACCUCAAAUUAUUAUUAAUUAUGGUUUGUUCUUAGAAGAAAAUAAUUACUUCGAGGAAGCUUUUAGGGCAUAUGAGAAAGGAAUUGCACUCUUUAAAUGGCCUAACGUAUAUGACGUAUGGAAUACAUAUCUCACUAAAUUUUUGAAACGAUAUGGUGGAACAAAAUUGGAACGUACUCGUGAUUUGUUUGAACAAUGUUUAGAACACUGUCCUAGUAAAUAUGCUAAAGCAUUAUAUUUAUUGUAUGCAAAAUUAGAAGAAGAACAUGGUUUGGCCAGACACGCAAUGUCUGUCUACGAAAGAGCUACUAGUGCAGUUUUACCUGAAGAAAGAUUUGAAAUGUUUAACAUAUACAUUAAGAAGGCUGCAGAUAUUUAUGGUGUACCAAAAACUAGACAAAUAUAUGAAAAAGCUAUUGAAGUUCUUAACGAUGAAAAUACUAGAGAAAUGUGUUUAAGAUUUGCUGAAAUGGAAACUAAAUUAGGAGAAGUAGAUAGAGCGAGAGCUAUUUAUGCACAUUGCAGUCAAAUAUGCGAUCCUAGGGUAUCAUCUAAUUUUUGGAAAGUUUGGAAGGAAUUUGAAGUACAACAUGGAAAUGAAGAUACAAUGCGUGAAAUGCUUAGAAUCAAACGUAGUGUACAAGCCAUGUAUAAUACUCAAGUUAAUAUGAUGUCUGCUCAAAUGUUGAACAACGUCUCUGGUCAAGUAUCUGGUGUACAGAUCGAUAGUAUGCGUGCCCUAGAUAACAAAAUUUCUGAGACGGCUGCUCAAGCUGGAUUGAAGGAAACUAUUAAAUUUGUACGCGGUAUAACUGAAACUGAUGGAAAAGAAUCGUCACGUGUAAAUAAUCCGGAUGAAAUUGAUAUCGAUAUGGAUGAUGAUAAUGAAAACGAAGAAGAAGAAGAAGAAGAAGAAGAAAUUGAAGAAGAAAUGUCUAUUGAAAAACAAGUCAUUCCAUCGCAAGUAUUUGGUAGCUUAAAAACAGCAGAUAACGAUGCAACUGAAGAUGAAUGAAUAAAUUGCAAUUCAUUUGUUGAAAUAUAUAAUGUUUAUUUGAAGAUAUUAGAGCAACAAAAUAUUAUAUUAAUAUUUGCAUAUAAUUUCGUAUAUAAGAAUAUACGAACAUUUAUACUACAACAACAUUUAUAAUACAAUUUAAAUUACAUUAUGUCAUUUAA
Messenger RNA from Polistes canadensis, 2841 nucleotides. RefSeq names its product pre-mRNA-splicing factor SYF1 (gene fand). Gene Ontology annotation, biological process: generation of catalytic spliceosome for first transesterification step; mRNA splicing, via spliceosome. Gene Ontology annotation, molecular function: protein binding. Gene Ontology annotation, cellular component: post-mRNA release spliceosomal complex; Prp19 complex; U2-type catalytic step 2 spliceosome. The transcript is spliced from 15 exons. The record is from RefSeq and is a predicted model, not a curated record. The coding region runs from base 125 to 2677 and encodes 850 amino acids. Lineage: Eukaryota; Metazoa; Arthropoda; Insecta; Hymenoptera; Vespidae.